Molecule: messenger RNA, 6082 nt
Organism: Podarcis raffonei (Aeolian wall lizard)
Lineage: Eukaryota; Metazoa; Chordata; Lepidosauria; Squamata; Lacertidae
Gene: NRP2
Product: neuropilin 2
Exons: 16
Coding region: 452-3190 (912 amino acids)
Biological process (GO): angiogenesis; vascular endothelial growth factor signaling pathway; axon guidance
Cellular component (GO): membrane
Molecular function (GO): semaphorin receptor activity; vascular endothelial growth factor receptor activity
Source: RefSeq, a predicted model, not a curated record
CCGCCGCGGCGCUAAGGGGAACGCCACUUUGAAGAACUGGCGCGCUCUCCCUCUCCUGCGUAAAGGCGUGCGCGCGUGCGUCUCCGCCUUGAUCCCCAGCGCCGUGUGCCAUUCGGGCGGGUGCGCGCGGCUUCCCGAGCAGCUGCCUGCGCCUCCUUCCUCUGGCGAAUGUGAGGAGUUUCCCUCCGGCGUCCUGAUCCUUUUUGGAAGUGGGUUUUGCGCGCGCGUGUGCGUGUGUGUUUAAAUCAGCGAGCGGCGCGCAGGGAGCACCGAAGGGGACUCGAAGUCUUGGCGAAGGGGAGUCACCGGCUCGGUGUCCCUUCGGAGAGGAAGAGGACGAGAAGGGAGUUGCGAAGGAAACACCUCGCUCCGCCUCGCAUCCACCCGCGUCGCCGAGCCCACGCCGCUUGGGAGGAAUCGCCCUUCUGCAGCCGAACAUUUCCUCCCCAAAAUGGAUACGUUUCCUCUCCUCUGGGCACUUCUGGUUCUGCACCUGGUCGGAUCCGGAGUCACGGGGCAAGCAGCGCAACCAUGUGGGGGCCGCCUGAAUUCCAAAGACGCUGGCUACGUGACUUCACCUGGGUAUCCGCAAGACUACCCCUCCCACCAGAACUGCGAGUGGAUCAUUUAUGCUCCGGAACCCAACCAGAAGAUUUUCCUGAACUUCAACCCACACUUUGAAAUUGAGAAACAUGACUGCAAAUACGAUUUUAUUGAGAUUCGGGAUGGAGACAGUGAAUCAGCUGACCUUCUGGGCAAGCACUGUGGGAACAUCGCUCCACCUACCAUCACAUCAUCAGGCCCUUCUCUCUAUAUUAAAUUCACCUCAGACUAUGCACGCCAAGGUGCUGGCUUCUCUCUACGCUAUGAGAUCUACAAGACAGGCUCUGAAGAUUGUUCCAGAAACUUCACCACUUCGAACGGUACUAUUGAAUCCCCGGGUUUCCCCGAUAAGUAUCCUCACAAUUUGGACUGUGCUUUCACCAUCAUGGCCAAGCCAAAGAUGGAGAUCAUCCUUCAGUUUCUAACCUUUGACCUGGAGCACGACCCCUUGCAAGUCGGGGAGGGAGAUUGCAAGUACGAUUGGCUGGACAUCUGGGACGGUAUUCCUCAAGUUGGCCCCUUGAUUGGCAGGUACUGUGGAACUAAAACUCCUUCGGAUAUCCACUCGACUACUGGCAUCUUGUCACUCACGUUCCACACAGAUUUGGCAGUGGCCAAGGAUGGGUUCUCUGCUCGCUAUUACUUAGUUCCGCAGGAGGUGCCAGAGAACUUUCAGUGCAACAGCCCGUUGGGGAUGGAAACCGGCCGGAUCUCCAACGAGCAGAUCACGGCCUCCUCUACUUACUCGGAUGGCAGAUGGACCCCACAACAAAGCCGGCUCAAUAGUGAUGACAAUGGGUGGACUCCUAAUGUAGAUAACAACAAGGAAUUCCUGCAGGUGGACCUCCGCUUUCUGACGGUCCUGACAGCCAUUGCUACUCAGGGUGCCAUCUCCAGGGAAACCCAGAAUGGCUACUAUGUCCGGUCGUACAAACUGGAGGUCAGCACAAACGGGGAGGACUGGAUGAUGUACCGUCACGGGAAAAAUCACAAGGUAUUCCAGGCUAACACCGAUGCCUCGGAAGUGGUUCUGAACAAGAUUCAUGCUCCAGUGCUGACUCGCUUUGUCAGGAUCCGCCCCCAGGUUUGGCACAGCGGAAUUGCACUUCGUUUGGAACUGUAUGGCUGUCGGAUCACAGAUUCUCCCUGUUCCAACAUGCUGGGGAUGCUCUCUGGGCUCAUCCCAGACUCCCAGAUCUCAGCCUCCUCUACCAGAGAAUAUCACUGGGUUCCCAGUGCAGCACGCCUGGUCAGCAGCCGCUCAGGGUGGUUCCCUCGCAUCCCUCAAGCGCAGCCUGGGGAGGAGUGGCUUCAGGUUGACCUGGGCGUCCCCAAGAAUGUGAAAGGUGUGAUUAUCCAAGGGGCCCGAGGUGGGGACAGCAUCAACGUGGCAGAGGCUCGAGCCUUCGUGAAGAAGUUCAAAGUCAGCUACAGCAUGAACGGGAAGGACUGGGAGUUUAUACAGGACUCCAAAACAAUGCAGCCUAAGAUCUUUGAAGGAAACAUGCACUAUGAUACUCCAGAGGUUCGAAGGUUUGAUCCUGUUCCUGCACAGUACAUCAGGGUUCACCCAGAAAGGUGGUCUCCCGCAGGGAUCGGUAUGCGAUUGGAGGUGCUGGGAUGUGAUUGGACCGAUGUCAAGUCCACUGCGGAGACUCUGAAGCCCACCUUGAGGAGCGAGGAGACCACCACUCAGUUUCCCACAGACGAAGAAGCAACCGACUGUGGUGAUGGCUGUUUGGAGAACGCAGAUUUCCAGAUCCCUGUGGGAUUCAACUGCAACUUUGAUCUUCCUGGAGAUAUUUGUGGUUGGACUCACGACACAUCUACAGGAUUUACAUGGAUUUCUCAUUCGAGAAACACCUGGACUGGCCAUUCAGGACCAGGCAUUGGGGCCUAUCCGGAUGGCAAGAACUAUUUGCGACUGCAGAGCAGCGCGAGGAGAGAAAAGCAACACGCCCGUCUCAUCAGCCCCAGGGUCUUCUUGCCCAGGAGUGCCGUGUGCAUGAUGUUCCGAUACCAGGUAUCCGGCCUCGGAGCGAUGCUUCAGGUCCGUCGGGAAGCAAUGCAUGAGAUCAAGCCCCUGUGGAUUAUCCGGGAAGACCAAGGGGACGAGUGGCGAGAAGGCCGGAUCCUCCUGCCCAGCUACGAUAUGGCAUAUCAGAUUGUGUUCGAGGGAAUUAUAAGCAAAGGACAUUUGGGUGAGAUUGCCAUCGAUGAUGUCCGGAUAGGCACUGAUACCUCCUUGGAGAACUGUAUGGAACCCAUCGCAGCUUUCCCCGGAGAACACACAUUUGAAAUCUCAGGGGCCACCCUUCUGCCAGGGAACGAGCCCACAGUGGACACGGUGUCAGUGCAGCCCAUCCCAGCCUACUGGUAUUACGUUAUGGCCGCCGGAGGUGCUGUUCUGGUUGUGGUCUCCGUCGUGCUGGCUCUUGUGCUUCACUACCACCGCUUCCGCUAUGCGGCCAAGAAGAGCGAUCACUCCAUCACCUACAAAAGCUCCCACUAUGCCAGCGGGGCCCCUCUGGCGGUGGAGCCCACCUUAACGAUAAAACUAGAGCAAGACCGCAGUUCGCAUUGCUGAGAGCGGAGCCAGGAAACACACAGAAACUUUUUAAAAAGAGACUUUCAGAGACGUUGCCUCAAUUUUGCACUUUUCCUCCUCACCCAGCAUAUCUGUGAACUCUAUAGACAUCUCCCCUUCGUUCUCUUGACAAAAAAAACACACUCUUAAAAACGGUAAUGCUGCAUCGUGGAUCGCGAGAGGAGACUUGCCUCCCCCCCAUCCCAGUCUCUUUGAAAGUGAAUGCUCCUUUUAUUUCGUUUCUCAAGGACUUGUGGGGUUUUUUUUGUCCCCGGUAGACAACUUGCAAGAAAACUCAGUAGCGCGUCAGGAGGAGUAUGCCAGAGUAAAGUUGUGUGUGCUUGUAUUAUCUCUUACCUAUCUAUGUAUGUAAGUGUGCAUGUGGGGGGGGGGAAUUGGCUGAAUGGCUAUUUCGAAAAGGUCUUUUGGGACUUGCUUGUGCCGCUGCGACCUUCACAAGGGAGUGCUUUUCCCCCCCCUGACCUGCCUCGUGGAAGGCCCAGAACACCUUUUUUUUGAGGACAGAUACACUGAUUUGUUUACUAGGAGAAGUGAACGAUGCUUUUUGUUGCCUUAUCUAGCUCUGGCUGGGUUUACAUUUGAUAUCCUUAAUGAAAACGUCAGCAGGUUCAUGCUGAUUUGGGGGGGGGGUGGAGGAGAGGCUGUGCCCCUGGAAAAUUUUAAAUGGCAAGCCUAAAGAUAGGGCAAAAACAAAAUGCCACAGUGUAUGAUGGGGGAGAACUGAGAAAGGCUUGGAGACGGUCAACUUCAAGGUCUUGUAGGCUUCCUUCACCUCCGCCCCCCCAGAAAUCACAAAAACAUAGCCAUCGUUUUGGUAGUGGAAUUAAUCCCUCAACAAAACAAAUAUUUUUCAAGUUGCCUUAUUAAAAAAAAGAGAAGCUUGUAAUGAAUGUUCAGUUUAUCUGUUAAACCCAGCCUUAGAGAGAUGCAUAGAUGCCAAUAGAUGUAAGGUUUUGAAAAACGCUAUAGCUCCAUGAAUCUGAGGUUUAUUUCAUUUUAUAGGUAAACCUCACUCUUGGUGAUGCUUUCUUUUCUUUUCUUUUUUGUGAGAGCAAAGAAAUGCCGCCAUUGUGUUUUUACUGGUAAUUUUGAAAAAAGACACAAAAAACGCUUUUGCCCUCUUGUUUUCUCUCUCCAUGUCGACAUAAAUGGCUGCCUGACACAAUUUACUUUCGUGGCCAUGUUGCUUCUUAAGAUGUUGGUAAUGACAUCUGUCAACCAAAGCCCCGAGAAUAGGGCCUGCUAAAACCCAACUAUCUCUGCAUCUUUAACGAAGAUGGUAUAAUGGAGCCUCUAUCUAUUGAUUUUGCUCUGAAGUAAUGCAAUGGAAAUGCCUUAUAUAGAUUUAUCAAGUGAUAACACACAAAGGUGGUUGGAACAGUUAAAUCGGACAUAUUUUCUGGCAAAAGACAUCUCCACUGAACACUUUGUUUGCUUAAAAAAAAUAUCCAGCCAUGACUACUGCUAUAUCCUUCUUAAAGUUCCUGUCUGCCAUUUCUCCCUCAUGUGAAAACUGAGAAUUCAGGAGAGAGUAGCAGCGUUGUAAUACUGGGGGUGAAAGUCAUGAGUGCUUUCCAUUAUGGAAGCCCUACUAAAAUCACUGGGGGCAUAUCCAGGUUUCCUCUUGUCCUGCUGCUCCCUGCUGGGGAAAACUGCUCUUUUGUGCUCAUUCAGAGCAAACAGCAAUCAGGUUUUCCACAUAUUUCUUCCGAUUUAGAGAGUGGUUUUCCCUGGGAAAGGAGCCGGGCAAGGGGGAAACCGCUCAGCCCCGUGUCUUGGGGGCGGUGCACACCUCUUCUUGCCCCAUUCUUUCUAGGCACGGGACAGUGGAAGUGUGGACCGACCCCAAGACCUGUCCCUGAUAUAACCAUGCGGGACAAACUCCCAGUGGGUUGAACCCUAUGUAUGUACAGGGUUGGCAUGGGUCAUGAAAGAGAGUGGAUAUUCUUUGCCAGUUCCCCAAAAUGAACACUUUUAUCUAGGGGUGUCUAUGUCACAUCCUGCCGCCCUGUGUUAUUCAGGUAGCAUGCUCUAAGUGCAUGUAGCAAAUUUACUCUGUCCAGAUGCUUGCUUAGCUGGUUUAAAAUGCCACACAGUGCUGUUUAUUAGGGAAAUUGUUCUUUAAAGUGCAGAGUGUAUAUGGGGGUGGGGUUGGGGAAAGGAGCGUGUGCGCUUAUAAACUGCAUCUAGAAAGAAGGGAUUUGUGAGAGCAAAGCGAUCACCUGUCCCAGAUCACAGAAUAUUUUUUGGGGGGGGAGGGGAGAGACACCUUGCCUCUGAGCAAGGUGACAACUUCAUCUUAUGCCAGAAGAUAAGCAGAUGCCACCUUUUGAGAUGUGAUUUGUUCGUUCUUGUGGGUCCCAAGAGAACAUCUUCCUGUGUGGAAGUAAAUAAUGUUAGUAAGUACCUUAAUUUCUGUAUCCCUGGUACGUGUGAUCAGAAAUCUCCAAAGUGAAUUUGGCACCCUGGGCUCCUUUGGAAGGAAAGGUGGGAUAAAAACAUAAUAAAUAAAUAAAAUAAAACGAGAAAAAUGUAAACUUUUCCCUCCCACUGAUUUUCCUGAUCUCCCCACCCCCAACAGCAGUCAAGUGUAAAUACCUCCAGUUGUAUUCCAGAUUUCACAAUAGUUCAAAUAUGCUCAGCCUGGCUGUGUUUUAACCCAAUUGAGAGAUUCCCAUUUUUAGAUAUUCGCCAAAGACUGCCCUGCCACCCUGCCGUGAUUUUUACUGCCACUUUUCACCCCCGCCCCUUAACAGCUAUGACAUUGUCAACAUCACCCAGUUGCCUGUGUGUGAAAAUAUCUUGUGGAAUUUUGAAAUUCUUGACAAUGUACUGUGUGGAAUGUAAUAAAAUGAUGAUAUUUUUUAUAGA